Messenger RNA from Spirometra erinaceieuropaei, 2956 nucleotides. The record is from the annotation of a GenBank genome assembly. NCBI's taxonomy places the organism in Eukaryota, Metazoa, Platyhelminthes, Cestoda, Diphyllobothriidea, Diphyllobothriidae.
AUGCCGACAACUCUCCUUCUCUUCAGUUUGGCAGCAAUAUUGUCCCUCUUCCACAUGGGGUACGUGCAUGUCUAAUACGUCUCAUGAAACUUGUUCACGCGACAAUGAUCCAAAAAUGUUUCAUUUAUGAUUUUAUAGAAUAUCUAACAAGUAUUUAGAUUUCGCUUUUUAUUUGUUGAUGUCUUUAUUUGCAAAAAAUGUACUCUCUCAAAUGUCAUGGGUAAGGUUGAGUGAAUCACGUGACUGCAGAUAUGCGGAACCUCGCACGCGAAGAAGAAACGUGACAAUUGUCGUUUCUGCCAUUGUCUGCACAUUCUUUCUGGGUACACAUUUAAUAGCGCUGGGUUGCGAUAAAUCUUUCCACAAUGAAGUACCAGCUAUUAAUAAUUGUUGUUGAGGGAAGUGCGUCCGGUGCGGGCGUAAUACGUGAACUUCCUCAGUCACUGCGUAUGUAGAAUGUUCUGACUAACACAUUUCAGUGCAACUGAUAAAUCGAUCUCCUUGUAGCAAGCACUUUCUCCAAAAAUACGGUAAAUUGACAAGCACCGUCCUUAGAAUUACAAUCUAAAUAUAGUGCAGAUCGUUCGACUGCUCUGGUAGUACUGAAAUGUUUUCUAAAAAACAGCAUGCCUGCGAAUAUGGCGUUUAGUAAAGGCGAGCACAUUUUAGUGAGGCAAUUUAAUGUUGGCGUUGAUGAAUAAUUAAAAGUGGAUGUAUGACAAGGAUGCUGUAGAAAAAAUUGUUGUCUUUCAGUCGCGGAAACAACCUGUGCUCUUGGAGCCAGCGAAUGAUUCCGAAGAAGGCCACUGGGGACAUUACGCUUGAGGUGCCGAUAGUGCAAAGCUAUUGGGUACGUCACUUAUAAAACGUACAUUCUUUGCAUUAUAUUUUGCUGUUAUAUAGUUCUGUUAAUGCAAGCUCCAUGUAUCACUUUUCAGAAUAAAUUGGAUGGUAAUUUAAUAAAAUCUGCUUGCAUAUGUUAAAGACAGGAUACCUUGGAAAUGAACAAUUCGGGACAUACGGUUGGGCAAAGGGAUGGUGCUCAUACAGUGAAGGCUAUUUCCGAUGUCCCUACACUGCACGUACGAUCGCUUUGCAUCUUUAUCCUGUCACUUAUUUUCUGGUUUGAAAACCCUCUUAUGUUACAUCUUGAUUAUUGUACAUUCACAUUAGUGCAUGACUUGAAAAAAACACAAUUUUUCUUUUUUCGAUUCGCAUGCGCAUACUCCACAAACACCACGAUAUCCUCCAUUGAAACACGCCAUGUCUGUGCUCGCAUUUCUCUUUAAGACGAUGGUUAUUAUGCAACGAGUGUAACUCUGCCGAACGUUGAGAAAAUCUCCUAUGCCAUGCUAGAAAGCGAAUUUCCAGUAACAAUUCACAAACCUGGCGAUGAGAGCAUUCGUAAGUUUUAUAAUUCCACAUUUUGAAGUCGCAAUAUUCUUUUGCAAUCCGUGCAAGGUUUGCCAGUGCAGAGAUAAAUUAGUUUGCUCGAACUUCUAAUUGAAGCAUUUAAUUUUAGCCGGCUUUUAUGUAGAAGAGGGCCAAAGGCUGGAUAUCUGUACAGACGGCAAAAGUGUACAUUUGGAAUUUUUGCUGAAUGGCAAAGAAUCGGACCUGCAGGAUGUGAGACAUGCUUAAAUUUACUCUGGUUAAACUCAUUAAAUGUUAAUUAAACAUAUCCUCACUAAUUAUCGUCUGCGUUUAAAGAUUCUCUGCUUUAGGUCAGGGCGAUAUUUAUGCUCCGGAUUGCGACGCCUCGGCACGCCAGAGAAUGAUAAGUGUGGUAGGUGACUUGUCCACAGACUGCCUGUUAUACCUCCCCCCCGUGCAUCGCAUAUAUCAAGGGCUGUCAUUAAUUUAACUCGUAACACAACACUGACCAUUAAUCCAUGUCUACUGUUUUGGAAUAAGGGGAGGAUCAGUAGCAUUGUUUGCCAAGAGAAAACAUUUUGCCAAAAGUUAUUUGAUAAAAUUUGGUGCAUUAUUACACGUGACUAGUGGAUGAUGAAAGCCCUCGGGAAUACCAUGGCGCACACACGGUCAGUCCGGAUUGGAGGUCGUAAUUCUUUUACACAGCGUAGACGUAAAGGGCAGCCACAUAUAAAUUUACAAUUCGGAGUUUCUUCAACUAUGGAAUCUGUCUCACAGCUUUAGGCAACCUAGGUGAUACAGUAAAUUUAUAAAUUGCUAUUUACAUAAUUCUCCUGUUUCUCUGGCUCUUAUGCAUCCGGUGAUUUUGUGGCCACAUUAGCAUAAAACAGACUGGGUUAUAAUAAGCCUUUGUUUAAUUCUACACCAGUCUUCACUGCUGAGAUUUCGUGUUAUAAACACGUAUCGAAUCACUGCUAUCUUCUCUAAUAAUUUAGCCUACAGCGAAAAGAAUGGUCGUUUGAGACUUGAAUUUAAUCUGGAUUACAAAUAUGCGGCAAGGUCUUUCGUGUACUGUUACGCAAACUGGGAAAGGACUAGAGCACUGACCUACAUUAUCGCCUGGAAAGGUUAGUUUUCGACAUCAUUAAUGCAAUUUUAAUGCGACAGAAAUGUCUUUUUAAUACUUACCUUGCUGGCGUCAACGCCCACCUUGUGUGUUAAUGACGGUCAGAUAGAAAACACUGAAGAAUUUGUCAGAAGCGCAUCUGAACUGGCCAGGAUUACACGAUAAUAGUCCUCCAACAUCCGCCAUGGUGCAGAUAUCUCCAUUUUAAUAAAGCUGGCAUGUAAAAAGUAGUCAAUUUAAGGUGAGUCGUAAUAACAAAUAAGACAUUAAAUAUGAACAAUUAUUUUAUUUGUAAUCGUCAGUGACUCUCCGAUUUGAUGCGAAUGUGGACCUCAAACUAAUUUUCACUCAAGCGAUUUCUGUUGCUCAGAUAACUGAUUUUACGCCCAAAAUCGCUCAGAUGUUGCGUUUUGUUGAAUUGCAGGCCCCGCCUAUCUUAACAACGUGGUGCAUUAG